Saccostrea cuccullata (small rock oyster) is the source of this 1701-nucleotide messenger RNA. Its product is annotated as stress-activated protein kinase JNK-like. Gene Ontology annotation, biological process: JNK cascade; protein phosphorylation. The record is from RefSeq and is a predicted model, not a curated record. Gene Ontology annotation, molecular function: ATP binding; JUN kinase activity. The coding region runs from base 154 to 1344 and encodes 396 amino acids. Gene Ontology annotation, cellular component: cytoplasm; nucleus. NCBI's taxonomy places the organism in Eukaryota, Metazoa, Mollusca, Bivalvia, Ostreida, Ostreidae. The transcript has 12 exons.
AUGAAUUGCAUUAAAAGGUUGUGGCUUGUAAAAGUGAUGUGAAAUUGUGAAGCAGAACUAAUUAAAAGUCAUCCAUACCAGUCAACUUUUGUGAAAUUUACAUGCAGAUGCAUUUAAUUCUGAUGGAUACCAAGGAAAACUAACAGAAUCAUAAUGAGUGAGACAGCCUCCAACACGUACCACACUGUGGAGGUGGGGGAUUCCACAUUUGACAUUCUAGAACGUUACAGUAAUCUCAAACCUAUAGGAUCUGGUGCUCAGGGAAUUGUUUGUGCUGCCUAUGAUGCUGUUACUGGGCAGAAUGUUGCCAUUAAAAAACUUAGCCGUCCUUUCCAAAAUGUCACCCAUGCUAAACGAGCAUAUAGGGAAUUUGUGUUAAUGAAGUUAGUCAACCAUAAAAAUAUUAUUGGAUUAUUAAAUGCAUUCACACCACAGAAAUCUCUGGAGGAGUUUCAAGAUGUAUAUCUAGUGAUGGAGUUGAUGGAUGCUAAUCUGUGCCAAGUCAUCAACAUGGAUCUAGACCAUGAGAGAAUGUCCUAUUUGUUGUAUCAAAUGUUGUGUGGUAUUAAGCAUCUGCAUUCAGCAGGCAUUAUACACAGGGAUCUGAAACCAAGCAAUAUUGUUGUAAAAUCAGACUGCACUUUGAAAAUCCUGGACUUUGGCUUGGCACGAACGCAGGGUACAGGUUUCAUGAUGACACCCUAUGUAGUAACUCGUUAUUACAGAGCUCCCGAGGUCAUCCUAGGAAUGGGAUACACAGACAAUGUGGACAUAUGGAGUGUGGGGUGUAUCAUGGCAGAACUCAUAAGAGGAGCUGUCAUGUUUCCUGGAAGUGAUCAUAUUGAUCAAUGGAACAAGAUAAUUGAACAGUUAGGAACACCUUCUAGAGAAUUCAUGCAGAGGCUGCAGCCUACAGUGCGUAACUAUGUGGAGAAUCGUCCGCGCUAUGCAGGAUAUAGCUUUGAGAGACUAUUCCCUGACGUUAUAUUUCCACAGGACAGUCAGGAACACGCUGGACUGAGGGCCAGUAUGGCUCGUGAUUUGUUGUCCAAAAUGUUAGUGAUAGACCCCGAAAAAAGAAUAACCACAACUGAGGCGUUACAGCAUCCAUACAUUAAUGUCUGGUAUGACGAACAGGAAGUGAAUGGGGUAAGCUUCACACCAGCACCUGCGCCUUAUGACCACACUGUAGAUGAGCAGGAACACACAGUGGAACAAUGGAAAGAAUUAAUCUAUAAUGAAGUUAUGUCAUAUGAAAACCAAGGUCAAAACCCUGGAAAACAGCCAGCACAACCUAUGCAAAAUCACUCAGAGAUGAGUAUGGAUCUACAAAAAGCAGCCUGAGACAUUACCGUGAGUCAUUCAGUAAUGUAAUAUUUGUACUUCAGUGGGAGCUGUGAACAACGAGAGUGAUGUGCCCAUGGCUGACGGAACUAGUCAGAAAUAAUGUGUAUAGUGCUUGUAAUUUAUUGGAGCUGGCAGAGUGAUGUCCUUCAGCAUUGAGAGCUCUGCAUUUUAACUGUGAUUAGGAUAUUAAUUUAACCCUCUAGAUGCAAAAUGCUUCAUGUUGAUUAUUUUAACUGGCCAUGUGAUUUUUUUUUUAUUUUGUCAAAUUUUGUCCUGUGUGCAUGUUUUGUUUUUUGUCUUGGAAUUUUUCAAGUCAUUUUGUUUUGCUUAUAAAAAAAUAUUCAGAAACUUGAA